UUUUCACUCUCUCUUACUUCAUUUUCUCUUUUCCUUCACUCUAAGGAAACCAAAUGGACAUGGUUGAUCAGAACGGCCUGCCUCAUCUCCGGCGUUCUCUACCAAUGAGAACCCAUUUUCCGGUACCCCAUCCUGAACCCACUGAACCAUACUUUGCUCACAUAAACAUGGCUUCACCUUCACCAGUUCCAUACCAUGAACCCUUCAUGGCACCAUUGCCAAACCGUUUGGUUAGGUUUAGCCAUAAUCAUUACCCAAGUGCUUCACCCACCACUGGUGUUGCUGCUUCAGCUUCUAUUCCUAGUGCAACGACACUGUUUGGAGGUCCCCGAUGGGGAAACAUCACGAAUGGCGGAAACAGUCGAUGGCCUAGACAAGAGACUCUCACUUUGCUUGAGAUCAGAAUCAGACUUGAUCCUAAGUUCAAAGAAGCCAAUCAAAAAGGUCCAUUGUGGGAUGAACUCUCUAGAAUAAUGGCUGAGGAAUAUGGGUACCAAAGAAGUGGGAAGAAAUGUAGAGAAAAAUUUGAGAAUCUCCACAAAUACUACAAGAAAACCAAACAACGUAAAGCUGGGAGACAAGAUGGCAAAAACUACAGGUUUUUCCGACAACUUGAACUCCUUUACGGUGAAACAACGGAUCAAUGUCCGACUGUUCUUUAUCAGACAUCAAACAACCCAAUGAACCAAAGAAACCACCAUGAAGAAGAAAAGAAACCAAGUGAUCAAAGCCUUGGUGUUUCCAAUUCAUCUGAAUUCGAGACUUCAUCGUCCGAAAACAAUGCCGACAACGAAGUUUCGGCUUUUACGAAGGUGAAGGACUUUAUGGAAUCACAAAUGAAUAAACUGAUUGAUUCACAAGAUGUUUGGAUGGAAAGAAUGUUGAAAGCCAUUGAAGAUAAAGACCAAGAGAGAUUAUCUAAAGAAGAAGAAUGGAGGAGACAAGAGACAGCUUUGUUGGAUAAAGAACAUGAAAUUUGGGUUAAGGAAAGAGCUUGGGUUGAAGCUCGUGAUUUUGCUUUAAUGGAAGUUGUUAAGAAUUUUACAAGGAAAAGAGUACUAGAAGUUUCAUCAUCAUCAUCUUCAGCUGAAAGGCCUGUGGGAUACACUCAACAAGGAAUCUCAAGCUUGAUACACAGUUUAGGGCAAGCUUGGAACCAAGAUUCCAGUAACAUAUGAAACAAGUUUAGCUCUUUUUCCUUUCUUUUGUCUCUCUAAUCUAUUGUAGUAAUAUUGUACCGAAAGAGCUUUAAACUAUUGGUUAUGGCCGAUGGUAGGUUUUUAUAUCUUGAUCUCUGCAUGGAAUUAGCAUUGUGUAUGGAUGGUUGACUAAUUUUUGUAUGAAAUUAACUGAUUAGUAAAAGGAUUUCUCUAGCUA
This is a messenger RNA of Gossypium raimondii (Peruvian cotton), 1377 nucleotides long. Its product is annotated as trihelix transcription factor PTL. Lineage: Eukaryota; Viridiplantae; Streptophyta; Magnoliopsida; Malvales; Malvaceae. The transcript is spliced from 2 exons. The coding region runs from base 54 to 1178 and encodes 374 amino acids. The record is from RefSeq and is a predicted model, not a curated record.